Molecule: messenger RNA, 921 nt
Organism: Hippopotamus amphibius kiboko
Lineage: Eukaryota; Metazoa; Chordata; Mammalia; Artiodactyla; Hippopotamidae
Product: olfactory receptor 13H1-like
Biological process (GO): G protein-coupled receptor signaling pathway
Cellular component (GO): membrane
Molecular function (GO): olfactory receptor activity; G protein-coupled receptor activity
Source: RefSeq, a predicted model, not a curated record
AUGGCCAUGGGCAAUGCUACAACAGUAUUUGACUUUCUCCUUAUUGGAAUCUCUAACUAUCCAGAGUGGAGAGUCACAUUUUUCACAUUGGUGCUGAUAACUUACCUCAGCACACUAUUGGGGAAUGGACUUAUCAUCUUUCUUAUCCACAUUGACUCCCACCUCCACACUCCAAUGUACUUCUUCCUUAGUAAUCUGUCUUUCUUAGACCUUUGCUGUGGAACAGUCUCCAUGCCCCAGGCUUUGGUGCAUUGUUUCUCUACCCAUCCCUACCUCUUUUACCCACGAUGUUUGACCCAAAUAAGUGUCUCCUUGGUCUUGGCCACAGCAGAGUGCCUUGAUCGUGGGGUUGCUAUCAGCAACCCCCUGCAUUAUUAUGUAGUUAUGAAUGGCUCAGUGUGUGUCUGGCUGGCUGCUACCUCAUGGGCAUCACUUGUGCUCACUACCAUGCUCAUCUUAUCCCUGCAGCUUCAUUUCUGUGGGGCUAAUGUCAUCCACCAUUUUGUCUGUGAGAUUCUCUCCCUUCUUAAGCUGGCUUAUUCUGAUACCAGCCUCAAUGAGCUUAUGAUCCUCAUCACAGGUAUUUUCACCCUGCUCCUACCCUUUGGGUUUGUUCUCCUCUCCUAUGUCCGAAUAGCCACUGCUGUCCUAAGGAUUCGCUCAGCCCAGGGUAGGCUCAAGGCCUUUUCUACUUGUGGUUCUUAUUUGACUGUGGUGGCAGUCUUCUAUGGGGCAGCCAUUUCCAUGUAUAUGAAACCACAGUCCAAGUUAUCCCCUGACCAGGACAAGUUUAUCUCAGUGUUUUAUGGGGCUUUGACACCCAUGCUGAACCCCCUAACAUAUAGCCUGAGGAAUAAGGAUAUUAAAGGGGCAAUGAGGAAAGUUACGGCAAAAAAAGGCAUAAGCCUUCUUUGCUUCUAA